Messenger RNA from Hyposmocoma kahamanoa, 652 nucleotides. RefSeq lists its product as uncharacterized. The record is from RefSeq and is a predicted model, not a curated record. NCBI's taxonomy places the organism in Eukaryota, Metazoa, Arthropoda, Insecta, Lepidoptera, Cosmopterigidae. Bases 62 to 547 code for a protein of 161 amino acids. The transcript has a single exon.
AAAGUUUAUCUAUGUAUUCAGGUGUUUUGUCUAAAUUAUUUAUUUUCAAAAGUAAACAAUCAUGUAUAACGACGAUGGGUCAGAUAAAGAGAGUGAGUACGAAGAAAGGAGUCCAGAGGACACCCCAAAUGUUACCAAAAAAUCUUUGUCGACGGUAGGAUUCAGAAAUAAUCCAGAGAACCAAAACGCUAGACCACUGGCGAUUCGGGCGACGCAAUCGUUCACGGGAGCGGUUGAAGAGCUUAGACUGUGUGGAAAUUUUCAACGAAUAAAUUUAUGCAAUCGAAUGAACAUUUCCACGCCGAAGAUAGCUACGAUAUGCCCUUGUGGGUGUCUCCUUCGUCCAGCCACCACAGGCCCGUUUAGAACAAGAGAGAAAAAGACGUUAGCUCUACACGUCGUAUCCCCAGAGGUGUUAACUCACCAUGGCUAUAACUUCGAGCCCUGCCAAAUAGCUAUGUUUUGGAAAAAAGAUUGCAGAAUGUUUCUUUGGAAAGGAAAAUCCAAACUGAAGAAUGUCGUCCAUGCUGAUUCUCAUAAAAACUAAUUUUACAAUUUACAUUUCAAAUUUUUAUACUAACAUUUGUAAAUAUCAACUCUUGAUUGAGAACAAAAAAGUUAUAUAUUUAAAUGUGAAAUAAAUACAAAUUGU